Arxiozyma heterogenica is the source of this 1005-nucleotide messenger RNA. RefSeq names its product Ame1p (gene AME1). Bases 1 to 1005 code for a protein of 334 amino acids. The record is from RefSeq and is a predicted model, not a curated record. The transcript has a single exon. Lineage: Eukaryota; Fungi; Ascomycota; Saccharomycetes; Saccharomycetales; Saccharomycetaceae.
AUGGAUAGAAGUUCAAAGAGAUUAUACAGACAAAGAGGAUCUCAUCUAAGAAGAACUGUUGACUUGGAUAAUGUUGUCGUGAUCAGAACACCAUUACGUACAGCGUCAAUUUCUGAUAGUCAUACUAACAUUGAUCAUAUUGAUAAUUUUAAUGAUAGAAGUACUGGAUUUUUUGGAUUAAAUAACACUUUUCAUCAUGAUGAUGUUGUUGAUGAUGAUAAUGUUAAUGAUAAGAAUAAGAAUAAGACAGCAGAUGACUUUAAACAUAGAAUGCAAAUAAAUACAACAGUUGAACCCAACUAUAAUCAAAUUCAUUCAUAUGAUGGUAAAAAUAUUAAUUGGAAAAAUAUACCUGUAUCGAAAAUUUCUCUGAUAUCCAUUAAUGUUUUACAAUCAAUAUUCAAUCAUGUUAUCAAAAAUAUUUUAAUUUUCAAGGCAAAUAAUGACUUGAAAAAUAUUCAUAACAAUAAUAUUCAAUCUUUAAUGUAUUCGAUCGACCUAAAAAUUUUUUAUGAUUUGUUAAAUUCAAUUAAUAAAGAUUUUAAUGAUAUUAAAGAUAUAAAUAUCGCUAAUAAUGAAUUAUAUCAUCAAUUACAAAGAUUGAAACGGGUAAAAAGAAAAUUGACAUUGCAAUUGAUCAACACAAAACAAGAAUGUAACAAUCUUAAACAAAUUUCACACCACGACCACUAUCAUAAUAAUAUUAAAGAUAACACACAAUCUAAAUUAAAUAAUAAAUUAGUAUUGAAUCAAAAUCUGAAUAAGUUAACUAGAAUAUUGGCUAAAAAAGAGUUACCUUCUGGGUUACUGAUACCAAAAGAUAAUUUGAAAAAUCAAAACAUUUUGUUAUCGCUUCAGAUUAAUGAUAAUAAUUUAUUGAAGAUAAAUAAACUAUGUCAGUUGUUAGAUCCUUAUAACGGGACAUUAUCCAAAAUUAAGGAAAUGAAUAGAAGGUUAUCUAGAUUGCCUAAAUCGGCAAGGAAAUCGAAGCAGUCUAAAAGUUGA